CGCUUGCCCGCGGCUCGCUUCCGCUACCAGCGGCAGGCCGAUUACGAAUCCAAGUCAUUUAUGUUGCUCCGCUGACAUCUAAUCCACGACGGCGGCGGCGUUCUUUCUCCGCAAUUUGCGGGCACUUUUCGGAGCCAACAGCCAUCUCGAUUAAAGCGAGGUGACGCCGUCCGCGGCGGCGCAAGAACAAGCUCCAGCUGGACUGUCAGCAAUGGAAGCCGAGUUUCGGGAAAUCGACGAGAACCGGAUUUGGAGCGCCAUUUACCAGGAGAUUCGUCAGCAGUCGUGUGACCUGCCCUGCACGGUGGCCAAACUGCCUGAAAACAAGAGUCGGAACCGCUACCGGGAUGUUAGCCCGUUUGACCACAGCCGAAUCUGUCUGCAGCAGAGUGCCAACAACUACAUUAACGCCAGCCUAAUAACGGUCGAAGAGGCGCAGAGGAACUACAUCCUUACUCAGGGACCCCUACCCAACACAUGCGGCCACUUCUGGGAGAUGGUGUGGGAGCAGCGGAGUCGCGGUGUGGUGAUGCUGAACAGAGUGAUCGAGAAAGGAUCUGUCAAAUGCGCGCAAUAUUGGCCGCACGGACAAGAGGGGGAGGCGCUCUUUCAGGAUACCAACUUCAAGGUCAGCUUGCUUUCUCAAGACACCAAGUCCUACUACACGGUCCGUCGUCUCCAGCUGGAAAAUCUCUCGACACUGGAGGCACGUGAAGUUUUCCAUUUCCACUACACCACCUGGCCUGACUUUGGGGUGCCAGAGUCUCCGGCCUCCUUCCUUCAUUUCUUGUUCAAAGUGCGCGAGUCGGGUUGUAUGAAUUCGGACCGGGGGCCAGUGGUGGUGCACUGCAGCGCCGGCAUCGGACGCUCGGGAACCUUUUGCCUGGUGGACACCUGCCUAUUACUGAUGUGCGUCCGUAAUGACCCGUCCUCCGUGCGCAUCCGUGACGUUCUCCUGGAGAUGAGACGCCAUCGCAUGGGCCUGAUUCAGACUGCAGAUCAACUUCGCUUUUCCUACCUCGCCAUCAUUGAGGGUGCCAAAUACCUCCAGGGAGAUUUGUCAUCACAGGACUCCUGGAGGGGCUUUUCGCAGGAGGAAGACGAUCCGCCUGAAUUCACCCCGCCGCCUGCUCGCCCUCCUCCGAGAGACGCUGCGAAUGGCAAAGCGGAGCCGUUCUUUUGUCCCAAGAACGACGAGAUUGUCCCGCCGAUGGAACUCGGCGCUCCGGGGUAAUCCUUCUCAUUGAAUUCAAGCGAUUGCUCGUAGGACCG
This is a messenger RNA of Hippocampus comes (tiger tail seahorse), 1272 nucleotides long. RefSeq names its product protein tyrosine phosphatase non-receptor type 1 (gene ptpn1). Bases 212 to 1234 code for a protein of 340 amino acids. The record is from RefSeq and is a predicted model, not a curated record. Gene Ontology annotation, biological process: negative regulation of ERK1 and ERK2 cascade; peptidyl-tyrosine dephosphorylation; negative regulation of PERK-mediated unfolded protein response. Lineage: Eukaryota; Metazoa; Chordata; Actinopteri; Syngnathiformes; Syngnathidae. The transcript has 8 exons. Gene Ontology annotation, molecular function: non-membrane spanning protein tyrosine phosphatase activity; protein kinase binding. Gene Ontology annotation, cellular component: endoplasmic reticulum; cytoplasm; early endosome.